Messenger RNA from Macrobrachium nipponense, 798 nucleotides. RefSeq names its product fibrillin-2-like. The record is from RefSeq and is a predicted model, not a curated record. The transcript is spliced from 7 exons. Gene Ontology annotation, molecular function: calcium ion binding. The coding region runs from base 1 to 798 and encodes 265 amino acids. Lineage: Eukaryota; Metazoa; Arthropoda; Malacostraca; Decapoda; Palaemonidae.
AUGGUUAGCAGAACAACUGAGCCCCUUGUUGGUAAAAGAUGCUAUAAUCUAUUUCAGUUGGUACAGUUGCUGAAAUUCCAUUCCGAAUUUCGUUAUCUUGACCUACUUCUUUUCUCUAUCGAUUUUCCUUCUGUCUUACAGAGAGCUGGACUCCACCCUUUCAAGAAAAGGCCUGUUUAUUCUGGAGUUAAAGCUCUGCUUAAACCUGAGCCUAUACCUGGGAAAAAACAUGAUUGCAAACCAACUGCCGUAUGCGUUGCCAACGGUGGUUAUUGCAUCCAAAGCAAGAAGAAAGAAGACUGCAAUGGCCUCUUUUUUCCCAAGGAAUGCAAGUCCGCACUAUGUUCCUGCUGUGUGAAAGAUAAAUGUGACAGCAAUCCAUGUGGUCCAAACUCCCACUGCCAGAGCACACCCGGCAGUUACGAAUGCGUCUGCGAUGUUGGGUACGAAAAGUUCAACGGUGAUUGUGUUGAUAAAUGUGACAGCAAUCCGUGUGGUCCAAACUCCCACUGCCAGACCACACCCGGUAAUUACGAAUGCGUCUGCGAUGCUGGGUACGUAAAAGUCAACGGGAAUUGUGUUGAUGUAUGUGACAGCAAUCCAUGUGGUCCAAACUCCCACUGCCAGAGCACACCCGGCAGUUACGAAUGCGUCUGCGAUGCUGGGUACGAAAAAGUCAACGGUGAUUGUGUUGAUGUAUGUGACAGCAAUCCAUGUGGUCCAAACUCCCACUGCCAGAGCACACCCGGCAGUUACGAAUGCGUCUGCGAUGCUGGGUACGAAAAGUUCAAACGGUGA